CAUAAUUUUUUGUCCAUGUGUGUAGAAUAUGAAAUAUGAGAGCGAUUGUUUGCGCCGUUUAUAUUUGCUGUGCAUAAGUUGCUCGCAGCGCUGGUUAUUUACUUAUUUAUGUGAAAGGCAAUUUCGACAUGUUUAUCAUGCGGCUUUCCUACGUAGACGACAUUUAGAUAAAUUUGUGCUUGUGUGUACUGUUUAGCUUUCCUUUUGCAGAUCACAUGUCAAGAGAGAGGGGUGAAGUCCAGCGAGUGUUAGCCCAGGCGCUGACAUUCGUACAUCAAGCAGAAGAAGAACUUGGAGCAGACAUGGAAGGGCAGAACUCGGCUGCAGAUUCUGAAGCGGCCGCAUUUGUUCACGAAACUAGAGCCUUAUUUCAAAGACGUUCAACUGCAGAAACGAGUCACAGAAGAGGAGGCAGAAAAUAUAAAGGACGGGUUAGAGGCGAUAUUUGGAAAAGUAACUUGUUUCUGUUACAAAAACACAAUGAAGACUUUGUCCCUCCACCUUUAGAAAUGGCCAGGUUGACAAGAAAUGGUCUAGGUGUUCCUAAACAUGAACAGCCUGGUUCUACUGAAAGAUAUGGCUCAAAGUCAAUAAUUCAAAGGAAAUGGAAUUUUUCUUGUUUUGAGAAGUUUGUACAGGAUAGCUUUCCUGAAGCACCAUUGCAUUUGACCGGCUUCACCUUUGCAAAAGCAGAAAAAGGCAGACGUCUUAAAAAACUUGCUGCAACAAUAAUACAUGAUUUAGAAUUGGAAAUUGGAAAAGGGAAGAUUUUUGUAGUUCCUGGACGAGAUCUACCUCUACCAGUUCAGACUCCUGUCUUAGAUGUUGAAGUUAGAGAAGAGUCAGUUCAGAGAGUAGCAGAUGUUACAAACCAACCAGAGUUUCAGCUGUUAUCUCUGACUACUGAGGCAGCAACAGCAACACCACCACCUUCUCCUUUUGCAUAUGUAAAUACUGGGACUCCAACAAUCCAAAUACACCAGUCACAUUCUGAGGAAAAGGAGUUGGAUCUUAAACGAGGUUUUUCUGAAUUGGAAUUGCUUGUUGAAGAUGAAAUUUGCAUCAGCAUAAGAAGAGAAAAUAUCUUAGAGGAUGUUCAAGCAAUCUACAGUAAAACUGACAUUCUGAACAAACGUUUACGUGUAAAGUUUAUGGAUGAGGAGGGUGAUGACUUUGGAGGCUUAACAAUAGACCUUUUCUCUUCCUUUUGGAAUAAGGCUUUUAUUGAAUGGUUUAAAGGGGAAGAUGCCCUUGUUCCUUGUCUUCCUAUAAACCAAUUCUCUGAAGCUCCUGGCAAAUUCUCUGUUGUUGGCAAAGUACUGACACAUAUGUGUCAGCUCAUCCAUUGUAUACCACCUCGGUUCUGCAGGUCAGCUCUGCUUUCCAUUGUGUUUAAUACCUCCACUAUAGACAGCGGAAUACUGUUAGAUGAUUUUUUUGUUGCAUGUAACAACAGCAGAGCGUAGCCUACUGUGGAAAGCUUUCAAAGAUUUUACUGCAGUCAGUGCACCUGAAAAACAGGACCUGCUUAAUUUUUUUUCAGUUCAUGGCAUGUAUACUCUUCCUUCUACAUCCAAUUUUAAAAGUCAGCUGCUUUUAGUUGCACAAAAUGAACUUAUUAUUAAGCCAAUGUAUUUGAAUACAUUCAUUCAGCAAUCAAUACCAGAAGUACACAUGGCAAUAUUUUGGUCACAGCUAGACACAGACCUCAUUUCUUAUUUGUACUGGAAGGAGAUGCCAACUGUAGAUCAUGUUUUACACUGCCUUACUACAUGUGAACCUGACUUAAGACCUGAAGAAGAUGUAGUCUAUUAUUACCUACGUGACUUUAUCAAGUCACUGGACCUAGAUGACAUGUGUAAAUUUCUUCAGUUUGUAACUGGUUCCCCACUGUUACCAUAUGAUGGGAUUAAGGUAUCUUUCAAUAGACUAAGUGGCACACAGCAUAGACCUAUUGCACAUACAUGCAGCAAUAUAAUAGAAAUUCCUGUAACUUACACAUCUGUGCAGGAAUUUAGACGGGAAAUGAGGUCUGUUUUGUAUUCAGAUGAAGCAUUUACAAUGACAAUGUUGUAAUUUUUUUUUUUUCUUCUUAAAUAUAGUUACUGAGUUCCAGGUGCCUGUUUGUGCAAACUGCAGUGUUGAAAGAAACAUACAUAAUAUAUACUUAGAUUUCAGAAAGAUUAAAAGGUUUUGAAAAUCACAGACACAUUAUUGUAAUAAUCUCAAAUAAAAAUUUCCAGUUUUUCAUGUUUAUUUGUUACACACUUUGCUAAAAUUACAUAUUUCAGAAACAACAUUGUGUUGUUUAUCUACAAUUGUCAUUAUUACAAUGUUGUUUCAUAAAGUUGGAAGUCAAAUAUGUAUAGUUUUUGCUGUUUGUAUUACCCUCAAACAAACUGUAUCUGUUUCAAACUGGAAGUGAUAUGUAAUUUUUACAGGAAUAAUGUGAAGUGUUAUGUAUGAUACAAUUUAUAAUUGUUAAUAUUUUUUGUA
This is a messenger RNA of Erpetoichthys calabaricus (reedfish), 2496 nucleotides long. RefSeq lists its product as uncharacterized. The record is from RefSeq and is a predicted model, not a curated record. The coding region runs from base 216 to 1466 and encodes 416 amino acids. The transcript is spliced from 7 exons. Gene Ontology annotation, molecular function: ubiquitin-protein transferase activity. Lineage: Eukaryota; Metazoa; Chordata; Cladistia; Polypteriformes; Polypteridae.